This is a messenger RNA of Vicia villosa (hairy vetch), 2621 nucleotides long. Its product is annotated as pre-mRNA-splicing factor ATP-dependent RNA helicase DEAH10-like. Gene Ontology annotation, molecular function: ATP binding; RNA binding. The coding region runs from base 328 to 2421 and encodes 697 amino acids. Lineage: Eukaryota; Viridiplantae; Streptophyta; Magnoliopsida; Fabales; Fabaceae. The record is from RefSeq and is a predicted model, not a curated record. Gene Ontology annotation, biological process: positive regulation of transcription by RNA polymerase I. Gene Ontology annotation, cellular component: intracellular anatomical structure; nucleolus. The transcript is spliced from 12 exons.
CCAUAACUUGCAGAGUCCACUGCUCCAAACGGCGACCAUUCAUCUGUCUUCCAUACUUCACAGCACCGCCGUCUCCUGCAUCCUUCCCACCUUCGAAAGCACUCCUAACCUCGCCACCAACUACCGCUUCCUCUCACCGUCCCUCCCCCGCAGUUUCCAACUGUAGAAGCACGACGCUCCCGGAGUCAUAACAAACACACUGUUACCGAAACUAAGUAGAUUCUCUCUCUCUCUCUCUCUCUCUCUCUCUCUCUCUCUCUCUUACUCUGUUCUUCCAUUUUCAACUGGAAAAAACAACUGAUUGUGUUACUUGAAAGUGCUCAUAACAUGCCUUGGGGGGCUCGUGGAAAUCACCAACCCAGUGCUAAUGGCAACGACAACGGAAAAUUCUCCAAUGCAAAUCGGAAUAGGCAAAACCAUUCUUCUCCCUGGAAACAAAAGAUUGUGCAACAGAGGAAGUCUCUUCCUAUUGCUUCGGUUGAGAAGAGAUUAAUUGAAGAGGUUCGGAAGAACGAUAUUUUGAUUAUUGUCGGUGAAACUGGAAGUGGGAAAACUACACAGAUUCCACAGUUUUUAUUUGAUGCUGAAUUUUGCCGCGACGGAAAAGUUAUUGGAAUAACUCAGCCUAGACGUGUUGCUGCUGUCACUGUGGCCAAACGAGUUGCUGACGAAUGUGGUGUUGAGUUGGGCCAAAAGGUUGGGUACUCUGUUAGAUUUGAUGAUUCUACUUCAAACUCAACAAGGAUCAAGUAUAUGACAGAUGGAUUGCUUCUGAGGGAAGCAUUACUGGAUCAGUAUCUUUCUAAGUAUUCUGUUAUAAUUGUUGAUGAAGCACAUGAGAGAACCGUGCACACUGAUGUCUUGUUGGGAUUGCUAAAACGUGUGCAAGUUGCUCGUUCAAAUUCUAUCGGUGAUGGUCGGAACCUUAAUAAUGGGAAUAAGAGUUCUCCGUUGAAGCUAAUCAUCAUGUCUGCAAGUCUUGAUGCUCGCACUUUCUCUGAGUACUUUGGUGAUGCCAAAGCUGUUCACAUCCAAGGGAGACAGUUUCCUGUGGAUUUAUUUUAUACUCGUCUUCCAGAAACUGAUUAUUUAGAUGCUGCCUUGAUAACGAUUUUCCAGGUUCAUCUAGGCGAGGCCCCUGGUGAUAUACUAGUAUUUCUGACCGGGCAAGAGGAGAUUGAAGCUGUUGAAAGGCUUAUCAAUGAGCGACUUACAAAGUUACCUGAAGGAAGUCAGAAGCUUCUACCUGUGCCUAUAUUUGCAGCUCUUCCAUCUGAGCAGCAAAUGCGAGCCUUUUCACCGGCUCCAUCUGGAUUUCGCAAGGUGAUAUUGGCAACUAAUAUUGCUGAGACGUCAAUUACGAUUCCUGGAAUCAAGUAUGUAAUUGAUCCUGGACUUGUAAAAGCGCGUUCCUAUGAUCCUGGAAAAGGCAUGGAAUCUUUGAUCGUAGUACCUACAUCCAAGUCCCAGGCACUGCAAAGAAGUGGACGUGCAGGGCGUGAAGGACCUGGAAAAUGCUUUCGUCUAUAUCCAGAAAAUGAAUUCGAGAAACUUGAGGACUCUACAAUGCCAGAAAUUAAGCGUUGCAACCUUGCUAACGUGAUUUUGCAGCUUAAGGCUUUGGGUGUUGACGACAUAUUAGGAUUUGAUUUCAUUGAGAAACCUUCAAGGACAGCUAUUGUAAAAUCACUGGAGCAGCUAUUUUUAUUAGGUGCUUUAACAGAUGACUGUCAACUAUCUGAUCCAGUUGGAUGGCAAAUGGCUCGACUACCCUUGGAUCCUAUUUAUUCCAAAGCUCUUAUUUUAGCUAGUGAGUAUGACUGCUUGGAAGAAAUGUUGAUAACUGUUGCAAUGCUUUCUGUGGAAUCAAUAUUUUAUACUCCGCGUGACCAGUAUGAAGAGGUAAGAGCUGCCACUAAAUGCUUCGCAAGUCCAGAGGGAGACCAUAUUACUUUGAUUAAUGUGUAUAGAGCAGCUAUUGAAUUAUUGCAGAAGAGAACAUUGGACACGAAUAAAGCAAAAAGCGAAAAAGUUUUACGAAAAUGGUGCAAAGAAAAUUUUAUCAAUAGCCGUUCUCUUAGACAUGCUCGUGACAUUCAUAGGCAGAUAAAAGGACAUGCUCAACAAAUGGGUCUGAAACUUGCUUCUUGUGGAGAUGAUAUGCUUCAAUUUCGCAGAUGCCUUGUUGCUUCCUUUUUCCUCAAUGCAGCUGUGAAGCAGCCAGAUGGAACCUACAGGGCUUUGGCAAGUGGUGAAGUGGUGCAGAUCCACCCUUCUUCUGUAUUGUUCCGGAAAAAACCAGAGUGCAUUAUAUUUAACGAACUGAUCCAAACUACUAACAAGUAUGUUCGCAAUUUAACCAGAGUUGACCACCUCUGGUUAACUGAACUGGCUCCUAAGUUUUAUGCCAUGCAGAAUUAAGUUCUUGAUGGGGCUAAUAGGAAACAGGUAAUUAAGAUUAUUGUUAUUGUGAUAUAUUGUUAUUUUUGGUCUUGACCCUGUUGGGUGGUUUUGUAUAUGUAUAUUAUGAGCAAAUUUGAUUUUGCAUCCAUAAUUUCAUGUAAUCUUCUAUUAUUGAUCUGAAUGUAAGAAAAAUCAUCUUAACUAUUAUUACUCACCAA